AUGACUGUUCCCGUCGAUCACUUCAUCGAGACCCCUCCGCGGGUACCAUCCCCAGUCCAUGGCUUCGGUACUCUUGCAGUCCACGCUGGCUCACCCCACGACCCCACGACAGGCGCCGUCAUUGAACCCAUCUCUCUGUCCACGACAUUUGAGCAGACCUCAGUCGGCCAGCCGGUCGGCUCGUACGAGUACUCACGCAGCUCGAACCCCAACCGAGACAACUUCGAGAAGGCAGUUGCCGCCCUAGAGCAUGCAAAGUAUGCGCUCGCAUUUGCUAGUGGCAGUGCGGCCACGGCCACCAUCCUGCAGAGCUUGGCUUCCGGGUCGCAUGUCAUCAGUGUCAGCGACGUCUACGGAGGGACACAUCGGUACUUCACGCGCGUCGCAAAGGCCCACGGCGUCACUGUUACGUUUACGCCCCAGAUCGAGGUUGACAUUGCAGAGCACAUAAGGGACAACACCAAGUUGAUUUGGAUUGAGUCCCCUAGCAAUCCCACCCUGAGACUUGUCGACAUCCCAGCCGUCGUGUCUGCGGCCCAUGCUCGAGGUGUGGCAGUUGUCGUGGACAACACAUUUCUUAGCCCGUACAUCCAGAACCCGCUGGAUCACGGCGCCGAUAUCGUCGUCCACAGUGUGACCAAGUACAUCAAUGGACACAGCGAUGUUGUCAUGGGACUUGCGGCGUUCAACUCGGACGAGAUGCGGGAACGGUUGGCAUUCCUGCAAAACGCAGGCGGUGCUGUCCCCUCGGCGUUCGACUGCUGGCUUGCACACAGGGGUGUCAAGACUCUUCAUCUCCGUGUUCGACAGUCCAGCCUGAACGCCACCGCUGUCGCAAAGGCUCUGGAGGCGAGUCCCCAUGUCCUUGCCGUAAACUACCCCGGACUAGACUCACAUCCGCACCGGGAAAUUGCUAUUCGACAGCACCGGGAUGGAAUGGGUGGUGGCAUGCUCUCGUUCCGCAUCAAGGGUGGUCGAGCUGCCGCUGAGCGGUUCUGCCAACUGACCAAGAUUUACACCCUGGCCGAGAGUCUUGGGGGUAUCGAGAGUUUGGUCGAGCUGCCCAGUGCAAUGACCCACGCUGGCAUACCGAAAGAUCAACGAGAGGACGUUGGUGUAUAUGACGACCUCGUACGUCUAAGUAGCGGUAUCGAGGAAUCCGAUGAUUUGGUUCGUGAUGUGCAAAAAGCGCUGGACGAGGCUGUUUGGGAGACGGCCGGGGCCAAUGGAACUGACGGGGUAAAUGGUCACGCAUGA
Anthostomella pinea is the source of this 1257-nucleotide messenger RNA. Lineage: Eukaryota; Fungi; Ascomycota; Sordariomycetes; Xylariales; Xylariaceae. The record is from the annotation of a GenBank genome assembly.